Lepisosteus oculatus (spotted gar) is the source of this 2575-nucleotide messenger RNA. RefSeq names its product solute carrier family 30 member 9 (gene slc30a9). Gene Ontology annotation, biological process: intracellular zinc ion homeostasis; transmembrane transport; zinc ion transport. Gene Ontology annotation, cellular component: membrane; endoplasmic reticulum. Gene Ontology annotation, molecular function: monoatomic cation transmembrane transporter activity. The record is from RefSeq and is a predicted model, not a curated record. Lineage: Eukaryota; Metazoa; Chordata; Actinopteri; Semionotiformes; Lepisosteidae.
AGAAGCAGUUAUAAAAUGAUUUGAUGGAAUAGUGGAAUUUGUAAGCGUUCCACACCUCCUGCCUAGGUGGCGCCAGCAGGAAUAAUGAGGAUUAUAUCCAGAUACUGAGGCACCUCUUCGUUAGUCACCAUAUUUCGAUUGCUUAGAAUUCGGAUCAGCUCCAGCGCAACAUCUUUUAAGAAACAGAUCCGUUGUGCAGACUUGAUACCCUGUGAAUUUAUGACUCGGUGACGUUUUUCCGGCAGAGAUUAAGCAGACGUCUAACUUGGUCUGUGUAUGUCGUGAUCAUCUGCCUCUGUUUGCGACAGUGAUGGAAGUUUAGUGUUGGCUGUGGACGGUGGAUGGAGUGAGUUAUGAAGAUCAGACUUUUCUAACACGGGAUCAGCCCUUCUCCCCCUAAGCCUAGUGAGGAUGUUUCCAGGUCUUGCCCGGAGACAGUGGCAUGUAUUCUGUCAGUUCUAUUUGCAGAAGCAUGCCACUCGAAUCUGCCAGCCUUGCCAUGGGUGGCGAAACAGUAAAAAUGUCAGAAGCCUCUGGUUUAGUUUUCCUGACAGCUGGGAAUCUAUAUUAGCAAAAAAACAAGUACAUUUUUUUUCCACGUCUGGCACACCGAAGGAUGGAUCUUUUCUGUCUGGGCCAGACAAACUGGCUGCACAGCCUGCAAACGAGCCAACAGGACAAGGAACGUCAAACUCGGGAGGUAUUGCAAAAGAAACAAUCCAAGUGAAAGUCAGAGCAGUCCUGAAGAAGAGGGACUAUGGUUCUAAAUACACUCAGAACAACUUCAUCACUGCCGUCAGGGCCAUGAAUGAGUUCUGCCUCAAAUCCAGUGAUCUAGAACAGCUAAGAAAGAUCCGCCGAAGGAGCCCACAUGACGACACAGAAGCUUUUACAGUGUUCCUGCGCUCUGAUGUGGAAGCCAAAGCUUUAGAGGUGUGGGGAAGUCUAGAGGCACUAGCCAGAGAGCGCAAACUCAGAAAGGAAGUGGAGAGAGAGUUUAAAGAAAAUUUGUUCCGAAAUCAGAAGUUGCUGGAAGAAUAUAAAGAUUUUUUCGGCAACACUAAGCCACGCUCAGGCAAGCGGGCCACAUUUUUGCAAGGACCAGGAAAGGUGGUGAUGGUGGCAAUUUGCAUCAAUGGACUGAAUUUUUUCUUUAAACUCCUUGCUUGGGUUUACACUGGAUCAGCUAGCAUGUUUUCAGAGGCCAUUCACUCUCUGGCAGACACCUGCAACCAGGCUCUACUUGCUUUGGGCAUUAGUCAGUCUGUCAAGAACCCUGAUGCUGUCCAUCCAUAUGGAUUUUCCAACAUGCGCUACAUAGCUUCACUCAUCAGUGGUGUUGGCAUCUUCAUGAUGGGAGCUGGAUUGUCGUGGUACCAUGGUGUCAUUGGUUUGCUUCACCCUCAGCCAAUUGAGUCUCUGCUUUGGGCAUACUGCAUUCUGGCAGGGUCUCUGGUUUCUGAGGGAGCAACGCUGUUGGUGGCUGUCAAUGAAAUCAGAAAAGGCGCUCAGUUACGUGGGGUGUCAUUUUACGAGUAUGUAUUGCAGAGCCGGGACCCAAGUACCAAUGUUGUGCUUUUGGAGGAUGCUGCUGCUGUCCUGGGAGUUAUAUUAGCUGCUGGUUGUAUGGGACUCACAUCUCUAACAGGGAAUCCAUACUAUGACAGCCUGGGCUCGCUGGGUGUGGGCACCCUUCUGGGAACUGUGUCUGCCUUCCUGAUAUACACAAACACUGAAGCCCUGCUGGGGAGGUCCAUCCAGGCAGAACAGGUGCAGAAACUCACCGAAUUCCUGGAAAGUGAUCCAGCUGUAAGGGCUAUCCAUGAUGUGAAAGCUACAGAUAUGGGUUUAAGCAAAGUACGCUUCAAGGCAGAAGUGGAUUUUGAUGGGAGAGUCGUUACCAGGUCUUAUCUGGAGAAGCAAGAUAUUGAACAAAUAUUACAGGAUAUACAGCAGGUAAAGAGCCCAGAGGAGCUGGAAAACUUCAUGUUGAAACAUGGGGAGAAUAUUAUUGACACACUGGGAGCCGAGGUUGACAGACUUGAAAAGGAGCUGAAGCAACGCAAUCCAGAAGUUCGGCACGUGGACCUGGAGAUCCUAUAAAGCUGUGACGAGAGAAUAUAAAGGAACCAUCUGGAGUAGAAUACUCAGACACCACAGAAGGGUGCACUAAAGAAUUAAAUUGCAAUUUUCUGAACAACCAUAAUGUGUUAUUUAAGUGAUAUGAAGCUUUAUACUCAAACACCCCAAAAAUGACUUUAGUGUUUGGCAAUAAACCACUCCAUGUUUUUUUCUGUUUAUACACUGACUACGGCAUGUCAGUGCUCCUUCCAUUCAGUAGGAAACAUCGGGGAAGAUUUUUUCCUUUUCCUACUGUGAUAGUAGAGUUCUCCUGGUAAAUCUCAAUUUUUCUUUCAGAAACAUUUAUGAAAUAAAUUAAACAGUUCUGUUCUGUAAACUAUUAGUUUAAACAUUAUGAAAAUUAACAGCUGUGCAGAAAUUAUGAAGCUGUGUUUUAGUUGACUGAUCUAAUUAAAUCAUUUUAAUAAGCAUGCAAAUAAAAUUGUCUGCUAAA